GCGCAAGAUGAGUAAAGAUAACUUGAGUCUAUUUGAAAAUUACACGGGGGAAACGGCGAUUUUCGCUUUAAAGGAGGAGACAAACUCGCCUUGCUGAUUGCUGCCCAGAUAUAAAUGCUCAUACGGUGCUGAUGACCUUGCUGUCUUUUCUCAAGUGGCAAACAUAACAUUGUCGACACCGAGGCCCACCACAUAUUUGACGAAAAACGAACACUAGUUGAAAUAUGGGCGGGAAAAUCAGUAAAACUCUGAAAAAGGCAAAGACCAAGCGCAGAUCAGCAGAAACAAGUGCGGACGCUCAAGGCAGUGCGGUCACCACGCCAGCUCCGGGUGCGCCUAGUACACCUGCAUCGAAUGCGCCAACGUCUGAGGCUGCAGGUCCUGCGACGGACGCGCAAAAGGCAACAGCUCCUCAUGAUUCUACCGUUGGACCUGUGUCGUCUGCACCAGCCGUGGAAAAGGCGCUACCUGUUGCGCCUGAGGUAAAGGCCGAAACCGCAACAGGUGCUGCCACUGCAACGGGCGAUGCUAGUGCAGAUGCAGAUGCCCUCAAAUCGAGCCCACCGACAGAUCAAGUAGCGGCUCCUGCAAAACCAAGUCCUGCACGGAAGCCCAAGAUUUACGUGAUUAUCCAUUCGAACUGGGGACAUGUCAAGAAGCUUGCGGAUGCAAUCCUGAAGGGGCUGGAGGAAGGUGGAGCUGAAGCAAAGCUCUGGCGUGUCAGAGAGACGUUGUCCAAAGAAGUAUUAGAGAAGAUGCAUGCAAGUACGGAAUUCGAGGACAUCCCAAUCAUUGAGCCAGAGCAAAUGGUGGAAGCGGACGGCCUCUUGUUUGGAAUUCCUACGCGAUAUGGCACCCAACCCGCUCAGAUCAAGACAUUCUGGGAUGGAACUGGGCACCUUUGGCAAAAGGGGGCUUUGAUUGGAAAAUACGGCGGUCUCUUUUUUUCAACUGCGACACAGCAUGGAGGACAGGAAACCACAGCCUUUUCUUUCCUUCCACACUUUGCGCAUCAUGGCAUCUUAUACGUGCCCAUAGGGUACACAACUCCCAUUCUGCAUGACAAUACUGAGGUCGUUGGGGGUAGUCCUUAUGGUGCUGGCACCAUUGCAGGCGGUGACGGAUCUCGUCAACCAUCUCAGAAGGAACUUGAUAUUGGUGUUCACCAGGGAAAGCAUUUUGCAGCUAUUGUUUCCCGAGGUUUGUCUGUUUAAGCCUUCCGUUCAAUGCUAUAUGAUGUUGUUUUUUGGGCUAGGAUUUAGGUUAUUGGAGGGUGGAUAUGUAUCUUGACAAGGAUGGUAUUGCUCAGAUGGCUAUUAAUAUAAAUGUUGAUUUGCC
This is a messenger RNA of Spizellomyces punctatus DAOM BR117, 1338 nucleotides long. Its product is annotated as NAD(P)H:quinone oxidoreductase, type IV. Gene Ontology annotation, molecular function: FMN binding; NAD(P)H dehydrogenase (quinone) activity. The transcript has 4 exons. NCBI's taxonomy places the organism in Eukaryota, Fungi, Chytridiomycota, Chytridiomycetes, Spizellomycetales, Spizellomycetaceae. The record is from RefSeq and is a predicted model, not a curated record. The coding region runs from base 225 to 1214 and encodes 329 amino acids.